This is a messenger RNA of Gloeophyllum trabeum ATCC 11539, 1302 nucleotides long. RefSeq lists its product as uncharacterized. Gene Ontology annotation, molecular function: nucleotide binding. The record is from RefSeq and is a predicted model, not a curated record. Lineage: Eukaryota; Fungi; Basidiomycota; Agaricomycetes; Gloeophyllales; Gloeophyllaceae. The transcript is spliced from 10 exons. The coding region runs from base 1 to 1302 and encodes 433 amino acids.
AUGCAGUCUACCCCAGCAGGCCGCCGCGCGUCCGAAAGGCGUCCCUCCGGGAGACGUCCCUCUGGCAUACCAUCGCGCCGUGGUUCCAUCGAUCCCUCGAGGCUUGUAGCUAUUGACAAGGCGAGCGCUAUCGGAGGACACGAUAACUUCAAUGUACUCUUUAUCGGUGCAGGAAACAUCAUGUUCGGGUCCCCCGAGGGUCCCUGGAACCACUCUUUCCGUCUCGAGCACAAGCUCGGCCCGCGCCUCAAGGUCGUUGCGCUGAUCGACCCCAACACCGAGCGCGCCGCCGCCGUGCUCGAGAAGAAAUGCGCGUCCUUCGUCGUCUCCGCGUACCAGAACACGCGCAUCUUCAAGACGCUCGACGACUUUGUGAAGAACAUGAGCCCGCGCGACCGCCCGCGGGCGGUCAUCGUCGGCAGCCCGCCCAUGUUCCGCGGGACGACGAAGCCCGGGCGCGACAUCGAGCUGCAGAUCCUGAAGCACUUCCCCGGCGUCGCGCUGUUCAUCGAGAAGCCGGUGGCGACGGGCCCGAAGGAGGAGAUCCCGGAGGGGUUCCAGCUGGCGAAGCAGAUCAGCGAGAGUGGUACUAUCUGCUCGGUCGGGUACAUGCUGAGGUACCUGAGAGCUGUGCAGACGAUGAAGCAGAUCAUCACUGAGAACCAGUUGACCGUGAUGGCCACGGUGGCCCGUUAUGCUUGCGCAUACGAGGCGAUCGCUAAGCCAGACUGGUGGGACAAGUCCAAAAGUGCUGGCCCCGUUAUUGAACAGGGAACGCACUUCUGUGAUCUCUCCCGCUACUUCGGGGGAGAUGUCGACAUCUCGACCGUGGUCGCCCACUCGCUGGAGUGGUACGAGCCCCCGGGGCACCUGAGCAAGAUGCAGGUGGACGAGAGCCAGAUUCCCGAAGAGAACAGGAUUCCUCGUGUCACCAGUGCUACAUGGAAGUACGAGAACGGCGCUGUGGGCAGCUUCACCCAUGUCGUAGGCCUGCAGGGCCACAAUUACAGCUGCGAGCUCGAGGUCUUUGCUGACGGCUACUCCCUGAAGUUGGUCAACCCUUACGUCCAGCCUGUGCUGUACAUCCGCAAGCCCGGCGAUGACGACGAGACGGUCCAGCGUUUCGCGGACGAUGACCCCUUCUUCUCCGAGAUCUCGCACUUUAUUGAUGUCAUCGAGGAUAUCGAGGAGGACCCGGAGGCGGCGCAGAUUCUCAGCUCUUACGAAGAUGCCGUCAAGUCCUACGAGUUAACUUGGGCUAUUAGAGAGGCCAGCGAAAGGUCGAAGAAACCUCGGGCUUAG